UUAUGAACAUUCAAUCCUCCCAACUCAAUUUCGUAGAUUUGGCUGGAUCUGAAAGACAAAAAGAUACUGAAGAUGUCAGGUUAAAGGGAUCUGUCUGUUCCAGGAAAUACAGUUCAAAGAGGUAGAGAAAAAACAGUCUCGCCCAGCUUCAAAGCGUGAUGUUAAUGUUCUGUUAAUUAGCACUUCAGCAGAACAGACAGCUUUCUUCUCUGGUUGUUGAUGGCUUCAGGUUGCUCACACAGCCGUGGCUCACCUUUCUCCUGUCACUUUGGAAGGCUUCCCCCAGAUCAAACGAGCUGACUGCCAUCUACUUGUGAUCAACAGAGUUUCCACCUUUAUCGUCACCUCUAAGGGGCAAUUUUUCAGCCCCCUGGGGGCCCCUGGCAGAAAGAAACCAAUCACGGAAAGCAGAGCCCCACUUUCCCUCAACCAUAUUGCCAUGACGCCAAACUGGAAGGCUCAACAGUGAUGCAUAUCUAUUCACUCUUUUUUUUUUGCUUGGGCCAGGUGAUGACUGCACUAGAUGGAAAACAGAGACAUAUCUCCUAUAAAAACUUCCAAGCUCACAUUUCUGCUGUGGGUAAUUGAAACUUGAUAUUUUGAUAAUAGUUCUGAAAAAUUGUUUGAGUUUAUAUUAUUCAAGUCUGUACUAAAGAUGGAAAACUCUAUAAUUUUUCAAUAAUAAGAAUAUGCAACAAGUUCAUAUGUAAAUCUUUCUAAUGUGAAAUAUCCUAUUUUAAGUCCAAAUGCACUGUUCUGAAUUAAAGGCAGAUGUUUUGAGCAUUUUGGAAAUGUUUCCAGUUCCCAGCUUGAAACCAUUCUGUUUCUCAAACUCAAACCAAACAUUUUUUCUUGUUUCAAAAACACUCCCAUAACAAGUAUGUUUUAAGUACUUAAAACAGCUUGUUAAUCAGGAAAUUGUUUGGAUAUUAUUUUUUUACUGGAUUUACAAAAAGGGCUAUGUUAAGAUUUUGAAUGGUUUUAUUAGAAUUGACAAGCAAAAGGAUAAAUUUUACUUUAGGAUAAAUUAUACUGUAGGAUAAAUUAUACCUGCAAAAGAAACUUGUUGAGGUUCUGAAAAUUUUUUGCCUUGAAACAUAUGAUCAACAAACCUGAAACUAGGGUUGCCAGAUGUCCACUAUUUGAGUGGACAGUCCACUUUUUUCACAUUAUGUUCACUAUUUUUUUUUCACAAAAUAGUGGACAUUUUUUUUAUUCAAAAGCUUUAUGAUGAAAUGGUACGUAAUCUAAAACUGUAUGGUCUAAGAGAAUAAGGAUAAGAGAAUCGUGUUUUGUCUUUUUUUUCAUAAGUUAAAAUCAGACAAAGAUCGAAUAUCCAUUGAACUCGAUUCUCCGAAAAAAUUAAUGAUGAGAUUAAAAUAAAAAUAUAUUAUAAAAUUAUGUACAGUUCACAUUUUUAAAAUGUAUUGUAGCUUGUGUCGACUGACCUAAAAUGGUGUCGAGUUAUGAGAGUGACAGUGGCGAGAUUUUGAAUUCUUUAAAACGAAAGAGAGGAGUGUGCAAAUACACCAAAGACUGGGAAGCUACUUUUGCAUGGAUUACCAACAACGAAACCGACAGAACAAAUAUGACAGCCUACUGUAAAUUGUGUCAGAAAUUGUUUACAAUUGAAAAUAAUGGUAUAAAAGCUGUCACACAGCAUGCAAGCACAAAAAAUAAUUUAGAUAAGGAGAAAAUAGCUUCCAGCAACAAGUGAAUUAAUUCGUUUUUCAUUGUUAAAGACUCCUCUUUCAGUGAGAAAGUGACUGUAGCUGAAAUGGCUGAAACUUACCAUGGGAUCAAACACCAUAUUUCUUUCCUGGCUCAAGAUUGCGGUAUUAAGUUAAUGAAGCAAAUUUUUGAUGAUUCAGAAAUUGUAAAAAAGAUGUCUUGUGGAAGAACCAAAUCAUCAGCUAUUGUCACUGAGGUUUUGUAUCCUUUUUCUAUUGAGUUGGUUCUCAAUGAUCUUAAAACUGUAAUUCCAUUUUCUCUCUCCACUGACACAUCAAACAAGGGAAAUCGCAAAAUGUAUCCCGUUGUUGCCCAAUAUUUUACUUGUGAAGAAGGACUGUGUGAGAAAUAAAGAAAUUAGGGUUAUUCCUGUAAAACAAUAUAGCCUAAGUUACUCCAUUUUAAAAUCAUGUUAAGGCCUUAUUUUACUCUGUAUAACCUGAGUAUAUAAUUUAGCUGACAGUUUAAGGAGUGUGAGAACAGGAUGUGUGGUUCCUGUGUUUUUAGAGGAAGUUGUGUUCUUGAGAUGUCCAGGUCGGCUUGACCUCGUUAAGAAAGGGAAGUGCGUAUAUGCUGAUAUUACUUGUUAUGCUGAUAUACACGUGUAAGCAAUAUUUUUAAGUAGGGUAUUUUUAUGUACUGGAAUUAUGGGGACUUUCCAUAAUGGGAAUAUCAUGUGUUCAUGUAUUAUAUAAAGUCUGAAAUUGUACUCAAGGGACAUGCUUGUAUCCUGUAAGAUGUAACCUGAAAAUUGUAUAAAAGACGGCGAGAAAGGAUGGUAAUUGCUCCCUCACUUUGGGGGGGACCUUUGCAAAGAAAUAAUUAAAUAAACUAUAUUCUUGUCUUAUCUCACAACUCUCUGUCAAUUAUUUUCUGGGUACAGGCAUUUCCUGUGUAUCACAAUUGGCGCCCGAACAGGGACUUGAGAACCUUUCGUCUGGUAAGCAAAUAAAUCUAAAAAAGCGCGCUAAACACUGUUUUGGUGUUAAGGUUUGUUUUCUUGCCGGACGGGAGCAGCUUCUCUAAUCAACCCUGGGACGGAGACUUGGAGAUCAGGACAGGAGACAGGAGGAACGUUCCGGGGGACUGCACUGGGAGUGAGUAUACUUUUUCUCUCUGGGGUUUUAUUAGGUGUGCUUAGUGUGUGUAUGAGUGUGACAGUAUGGGGCUUUCUUGGAGUAAACGUAGUGAAAAUACUAACAAUGAAAUACCCUCUAUUCCUCCAAUAUCACCUUUAGGGGAGUUGUUAACUCAGUGGACAGAGGAUUGGUUGAAGGUUUAUACUAAACAGUUGGAUAAGGUGGCUAUGAUUAAUUACUGUACAAGAGUGUGGCCGAAGUUUAUCUUGAUAAAGCCUAAUUACAGGUGGAGUAAGUUUGGGGAGUCUGACCCGUAUUGGAUCAAUGCCUUGAAGAAGGUAUUGGAAGGCAAGAAACUAAUUUCUCAGUUGCCAUAUGUUGAACCGUGGUUUCAUGUUCAGUGGUUUGAUCCCUUUCCACCCAGGGAUUCUAGAGUGUUGUAUGGGGAAGAGGAGGAAGAGACAAGGUGGGAUCCUUUGGCUUAUGCUACAUGCCCACCUUUACCUCCUCCAUAUAACCCGAAUGCUGCUGGGGCAGUAGUUGGCUUAGCUGGGGCAGCUGCUGCUAGGAGCAGUGGGGGAGUACCUUCAACAGUUCGGCAAUACCAACAGAUAAAGAGGGAGUCGGAAGAAGUGCCAACACCGGUAAGACCUCCUUCCCCUCGUAAGACACGUCUACAAACUAAGAAAAUGUUGCCCUUGAGGGAGAUGCCAAAUGGUUUAACUGGUGCAGGCCUCCCAGUGACAACGUUUGUAAAUGUGCCUUUAACGUCUUCAGAUUUGAGAAAUUACAAGAGUAAUAUGCCGUCUCUACAAGCGGAUCCAAUUAAGUUGUCAGAAUCAUUGGAUCUGUUCUUGGGGCCCAAUUUGUAUACGUAUGCUGAGUUACAGCAUAUAUUGGGUUACCUGUUCUCCCCUGAGGAGAGGUCACAAAUACGGAAGGCGGCUAUGGCCUAUUGGGAUAAGACCCAGGUCGGGGCCGCUCAACCCGUGGCUGCAGAGACAAAGUUUCCAUUAGCAGACCCUGGUUGGAAUAAUAACAAUGCAGCUGACCGGGGGCAAAUGGAGGACCUGAAGAGGAUUAUACUUCAGGGAGUUAAGACAGCUGUACCUCAAGGAAAGAAUUUGACUAAAGCUUUUGAGGUGGAACAGCUGCGAGAUGAAACACCCUCAGUGUUUCUAGAACGUAUUAAGGACAAUUUAAAUAAGUAUUCUGGUCUUUCUCCUGAAACGCCAGCUUAUGAGUCCUUAAUGAAAAUGCAGUUUGUGACAAAGGCAUGGCCAGACAUCAAGAAGAAAAUACAGAAAAUUGAUGACUGGGCUGGGUCUGAUAUUACCGCCCUGUUGAAGGAGGCUCAAAAAGUGUAUGUGAAUAGAGAUGAAACAAAGACUAGGCAAAAGAGUCAGAUGAUGGUGUCAGUAAUGAAGGCUGCAAAUAAGCCAGCAGAUAGAAAGGAAGUGGUGGGGAGAGGAAGAAAUUUUGGAAAGAAUCCGUCCACUGUAUUGAAACAGCGUCCAGGAAUAGGAAGAGGAUUUCCACAGUUGAGGAGGCCUGGAAUUAGUGGCCAGGAAAGUAGGAAAUGUUUUGCGUGUGGCAAGGAGGGGCAUUUUGCUAGAAAUUGUCCAGAGAAGAGGAGGUCCCAGAGGAUGGAACCGCGCCUCUAUACCCUUAUGGGAGAAGAGGAUGAUUAGUGGGGUCAGGGGCUUUUGAUAGAGGGAUCCCACCAAGAGCCCUUGAUAAAAUUGUUAGUGGGACCAGAAGAAGAGGAAUAUGUGUUUUUGAUAGACACGGGAGCAACUAGAACUUCUAUUUGUAAAAUACCUAAUGGAGUGCAUCAAACAGGUGCAACCAUUAAAAUAAGGGGUGUUCAAGGAAUACCUUUUGAAGUGCCAUUGUUGAAUAAUAUGACUUUGGGUUGUGGAAAGCAAAGGAUCUAUUUAGAUGUUAUAUUUGUACCAGAAGCUGGCAUUAAUCUGCUUGGAAGAGAUGCAUUAUCGCUUCUUGGUUGUGAGUUAAAAUUCUCUUGUAAUGAGUCUAUAGUUAAUGUGUUGACGGAAGAACAGGAGAGGAAUAUUGACCCUAUUGUGUGGGAACAGGAAGGUAAUAGGGGAGUUUUAGAUAUUCCCCCAUUGAAAGUGACUUUGAAGGAAGGGACAGUUCCUGUGAAGGUGAAGCAGUAUAAUAUUCCUAUAGAUUUGAGGAGAGAGUUAAAGCCAGUGAUUGAGAAGUUGUUAGCAGAUGGAUUGAUUGAACCUACUAUGUCCCAGUAUAAUUCACCUAUAUUACCUGUUAGGAAGCCUGAUGGAUCUAUUAGAAUAGUUUUGGAUUUACGCCAAAUAAAUUUAUUGGUUGCCAAUAGACAUUCGAUUGUAGGAAAUCCCUAUACGUUGUUGGGGAGGAUACCACAUAGCCAUAAAUAUUUUAGUGUGAUAGAUUUAAAGGAUGCGUUUUGGACAUGUCCUUUGGAUGAGGAAUCAAGAGAUAUUUUUGCUUUUGAAUGGGCGGAUCCAGAUACUCAUAGGAACCAGCAAUAUAGAUGGUGUGUUUUGCCACAGGGAUUUUCUGAAAGUCCGAAUUUGUUUGGACAGAUGUUGGAACAAGUGUUGGAAGGAUUUUGUAUUCCUUCUGGAUUACAGGUGUUACAAUAUGUAGAUGAUUUGUUGUUAUCUGGAGAGAAAAAGGUUGAGGUAGAGAAGGGAACAAAUGCAUUAUUGAAUUUUUUGGGGAGAAGUGGCUUGCGGGUGUCAAAAAGGAAACUUCAGUAUGUGGAGUUAGAAGUUAAAUACUUAGGUCACUUGAUAAGUCAGGGAAGUAAACGGAUAAAUCCUGAGAGAGUAGAAGGAAUAAUAACUCAGCCUUUGCCGAAAACUAAGAAGGAAGUUAGGAAAUUGCUUGGUUUAGUGGGCUAUUGUAGAUUGUGGAUAGAUGAUUAUACGGAUAAGGUGCGGUUUUUGUAUGAUAAGUUAAUAGAGGAGGAACCUUGGACAGUUAUAUGGAAAGAUGAUGAUGAGUCUAAAUUGAAGGAAUUGAAAAGAUCCUUAAUGCAGGCUCCGGUUUUGAGUUUACCAGAUUUGAAGAAACCGUUUCAUCUGUUUGUGGCAGUAGAAGAUGGAAUUGCAAAAGGGGUGCUUGCUCAAACCUGGGCGGGAAAGAAGAAACCUAUAGCUUUUUUGUCAAAGUUGAUGGAUCCUGUAGUACGAGGAUGGCCGUUGUGUGUGCAGGCGGUGGCAGCAACUGCCUUAUUGGUAGAGGAGAGUAGAAAAUUGACAUUUGGGGGUGCAUUAGUUGUGAGUAGUCCACAUCAGGUUAGAACUAUCUUGAUGCAGAAGGCGCAUAGGUGGUUAACAAAUGCAAGACUUUUGAAGUAUGAAGUUAUUUUAUUGUCUCAAGAGAAUUUAGUUCUUUCUACAGAUAGAAAUUUGAAUCCGGCAGAAUUCUUGUCAGGAGAGAGACAGGAGUGGGAUUCUAUAGAGCAUAAUUGUGUGGAAGUAAUUGAUUUGCAGACCAAGGUUAGGGAAGAUUUAGAGGAUAGUCCAUUAGAGGGCGGUAUUAACUUAUUUAUUGAUGGUUCUUCUCGAGUUAAGGGCGGAAGGAGAAUAAAUGGGUAUGCUGUUGUAAAUGGGGACACUUCAGAGAUUCUAGAAGCGGGGAAGUUACCGUCUGAAUGGUCGGCGCAAACGUGUCUAAAGGAUUAUUGGCGCAAACUCCACCGCUUGAUUUUCAAAUCCAUGAAUAUAAGAGUGGAGACUGGGUCCUGAUUAAAGCACUUAAGGAGAAAAAGUUGCAAUCGGUGUGGGAAGGACCGUUCCAAGUUUUGCUGACUACUGAAUCGGCUGUGAGGACAAAGGAACGAGGUUGGGUGCAUUAUUCAAGAGUGAAAGGACCGGUGUCUUCGCCAUAUGGAUGGACGGUGGAUGCAAAAUCUACGGAUCCGUUGAAACUGACCUUUCGUAGACAACCCUUAGAUGAUUGAGGACCAACGGAUGGAAGAAAAGUUUUAUGAAGAAUUUUGUAUUUGGUUAGGAGUGAUAUUGAUUUUUGUUAUAUUUUUGAUUGUAUUAAGAAAAGAUAUAAUUGAUUGGUGUAAAUCUAUGCUUUGGUAUCCAGUGGAUGAAAGUUCACCUCGACAGUUUGAUACCUUGGUGGUAAGAUAAUAAUAUUUUAUCUUUUUGAAAGCUAUAUUGGAGAGGGGAAUUAGUCCACUAGGAAGAUGGGGUAUAUGGUGUUUCUGUUUAUUUUAUUGAAGGUGCAGAUAGGGAUGGAAAAAGAGAUGUUGGCUGUGUUACAAGAUUAUCCAAUAACAUGGCAGCAGUUAUGUUUCCAUACUGAACUUGAGCACCGAUAUUCUUUAAUAGAGACACUGACCUUGAUAGAGGGUGCUGAAGAAGCUGAUAUAUGUAUAAGAUCAUCUUUUGUUGAUGGGAUACCCUUGGGCAGAUAUGCUAAUUGUAAUAAUACAUAUGACAUUACCACUAAAUACACUGAUUUGUCAGAAAGAAUGGAGUUUUUAUAUAAUCAAUGUACUGAUCUUUAUGGUAAUCAUACUCCUUCAUAUAAGAAGUUCCGUAUUUUGGAGGAGGGAUUACAUUUUCCAUAUUUUGAAAUAAAGGCCCCUUCGAAGUUAAUGUUUUUAUGUGGAAAUUUGGCUUUGCCUAAAUUGCCUUAUUUUUGGAAGGGAAGAUGUGCUGUUGGUUAUCUUAAAGCACCUUUACGACAUGCCAGAAGUAUUGCUGAACGGAGGACGAGAGAAGGCAAUAUAUUUCUGGAUUUAAUGAAGGUAGCUUUAAACAGUACUUCCUUUUGUGUCAGAGGUGAGACAACUGUCUCUGAUAUAAUGGCUACAUGCUUUGUGGGGGUACCAGUACCGGGAAAGUUUUUGUUUGAGGAAGCAAAUAUUGUAAUAGAGCCAAAUAAUCUUAAUUUGUCACAUAUUAUAACAUUAUUUGGGAGUCCACAAAAGCCAACUAAGUGGACAAAUCAGAAGAAACUGGUGAUUGAAGUUAAGACAAUAUUGCCAGCAUAUGAUUGUGUAAUAUAUAAACAUCCUGAGAAGCGACCGGAGAAGGUAAUAUAUGUUCCUGUGCCUAAUAAAAAGGUUUUUCACUGCUCAGAAACGGAGGAAGUGGAAGCUAUAAAUCAGGUUCUAUAUUUGCCUAAAGGUUGGUUUCUCUUUUGUGGGUUAUAUGCUUAUGCAUAUAUUCCAGCACAUGCAGUAGGUGGUCCUUGUACUAUUGGCCGUUUAACUACUGUUAUGGCUGUUGCACAUUUUAAAGAUAUAAAUUAUAAAACAGAGUUUUAUUAUGAGAUGAUGAAUGCAAGUCUGUAUCAUACUGACCGUGUUCAGAAAAAAGUAAUGACUAAAGUAACUACGCAUGGAGGUGUUGAAAGUGUAGAGGGACAUGGAAAUGGAGAAAUUCCUAGGCCUGAAGGGGAACCUCAUUUGAUUAUAUAUGCUCCUAAGAAUCCUACUAAAUGGCAUAUUACUCCGAUAGAAACAUAUGACCAUGUUGGAGAAGGAACAUAUAAGGGGAUUUAUAGAGGUAAAAGAGAUGCUACACAAUUGGAAUUUGAUGCUAAUUGUAAUGAUGAAGUGGUAGUACUGAAUAAGGUUCAGGCUGGACUUUUGGGAAUGUUUCCAUGGAUGUCUACACAAUAUAGUCAGAAUCAACUUGGACACCUAGCUUGUGCUUUAGCUAAGAGUAUAAAUGAAACAUCUUCUGCUAUUGCUGCAUUAGCUGAUGAGAUGGGAGAAAUAAGACAAUCCUUAUUACAAAAUAGAGUGGCUAUAGAUUAUAUGCUAUUAAGAAUGGGUCAUGGGUGCGAGGAGUUCCACGGCCUUUGUUGUUUCAAUGUAUCCGAUAGGUCUCAAUUUAUAGAAUCUAAGAUAAAAACAUUACACAAUAUUACUACACAUUUAACAUAUGUAACUGAGAAUACAGCUUUCAAAGAAGUUUGGGGUAUAUUAACUUCAUGGUUACCUAGCUUUACAUGGUUAAGGGAAUUGUUUGUAGGCAUAUUAUUGAUUGUAGUUAUAUGUCUUAUUUCCUGUCUUUGUAUUAAAUGUAUACCUCUUUGCUGUAAUGUUUGGAAGUGUUGCUGCCAAAUAAAGAAGCAAAAGAAAUUAGUUGAAGACUCGCAUGGUGGCUUGGGAAGAAGAGAGGUUUCUAUAAUGUUGCAAGAUAUACAUAGUUUCCAGGAAUAAAACUGAUAAAGAGAAGAAGGAGGGAUUGUGAGAAAUAAAGAAAUUAGGGUUAUUCCUGUAAAACAAUAUAGCCUAAGUUACUCCAUUUUAAAAUCAUGUUAAGGCCUUAUUUUACUCUGUAUAACCUGAGUAUAUAAUUUAGCUGACAGUUUAAGGAGUGUGAGAACAGGAUGUGUGGUUCCUGUGUUUUUAGAGGAAGUUGUGUUCUUGAGAUGUCCAGGUCGGCUUGACCUCGUUAAGAAAGGGAAGUGCGUAUAUGCUGAUAUUACUUGUUAUGCUGAUAUACACGUGUAAGCAAUAUUUUUAAGUAGGGUAUUUUUAUGUACUGGAAUUAUGGGGACUUUCCAUAAUGGGAAUAUCAUGUGUUCAUGUAUUAUAUAAAGUCUGAAAUUGUACUCAAGGGACAUGCUUGUAUCCUGUAAGAUGUAACCUGAAAAUUGUAUAAAAGACGGCGAGAAAGGAUGGUAAUUGCUCCCUCACUUUGGGGGGGACCUUUGCAAAGAAAUAAUUAAAUAAACUAUAUUCUUGUCUUA
Pantherophis guttatus is the source of this 9545-nucleotide messenger RNA. Lineage: Eukaryota; Metazoa; Chordata; Lepidosauria; Squamata; Colubridae. The record is from RefSeq and is a predicted model, not a curated record.